AUGCAACAGUUGAACACAAUCAACAAGAAGAUUAGAGGUUACCUGGAUGAAAUUGGACCAGAACGGCUCCACAUGCCUACAAAUAGGUACUCCACGAUGACCUCUAAUAUAGUGAAAUCCGUCAACGCAGUCACAAAAGCAGUGAAGAACUAUCCUAUUAUAGCGUUGUUGGAUUCAUUGCGACAAACAACACAAUCUUGGUUUUGUAAGAACAAAGACACGGCAUAUGGCACAUUCACAAAGUUGUCCACCAAGUACGAGAAAAUGAUGAGAGAAAUGAGCACAUCUUUGAGGAACAUGAGGGUAUCUCCAGCAAACCAAACAAUAUUUUCGGUUGCUGAUGAUGGAUCAUCAUUUGUCAUUGAUAUAGAGAAACGAACUUGCACAUGUCGGAUGCUUCAAGUUAAUAAGAUGCCAUGUCCACACGCAUUGGCUGUAAUAGCAACAACUAAACGGGAUCCGUACGAUUAUUGUUCGUACUUCUACACCAGUGAAGCGUACAUGAAUGCAUAUCAAUACAUAGUAUACCCAAUCGAGAGUCCAAAUGAGUGGAUUGUGACCCCAAAAGUUGAAGACGUAAUUGUCCUGGCACCUAAUCAGAAAAGGAGAUCAGGCAGACCAGCUGAAAAGAGGAGAAGAUCGUGCAUUGAGGGGAAACAAAUGGUGAAAUGUGGACGUUGUGAAGGAAGUGGUCACAAUCACAGGACAUGCAACAACCUGCUUCAAUUAGUGAAAAAAUAA
Olea europaea var. sylvestris is the source of this 741-nucleotide messenger RNA. RefSeq lists its product as uncharacterized. The coding region runs from base 1 to 741 and encodes 246 amino acids. Lineage: Eukaryota; Viridiplantae; Streptophyta; Magnoliopsida; Lamiales; Oleaceae. Gene Ontology annotation, molecular function: zinc ion binding. The transcript has 3 exons. The record is from RefSeq and is a predicted model, not a curated record.